GACAACACCGCGUUCAUUAAAGCCAUUUGGGCAUAGUCGAAAAGUCGUAAAACUCUUUCAAAACAUAUUCUCCUGGAUUUUUAGUUGCAGUUUUCCUGGAUUUGUGUUUAUAAAUUUUAACACUUCCAAAUCGCCCAUACAGAGAGUUUGUUUUUUCUGUAGCUUUUUUACAUUUCCUAAUUAUUUGAGUCAACUGUCGCAGUUAAACUGAAGUAAACUAAACUCCUGUUCAUAUCACGUCUACUCGCCUAAAAUUAAAAUUCAUAUUGGAAACAGGACAUUACAUUAUUCAACUUUAAUGCUAUUUGCUGAAGCCGUUGAUAAUAGCAAAAGUCUAGAUGUAACCUACUGCCGCAUGAAAGAGACAGGGUCGUGUCACAUUAAUGUGUACUCAGAUACUAUUGAGGUUCAGAAUGCCAAUAAAACUCAUCAAGUGACACUAAAUGGAUUGAAUAUAUCGUGCAUGACGUGCAAAAAUCUUUGUCUAGUUAAUGACGGUACUUUGUCGUGCAGAUUUAAUGCGUCGUAUAGCAGCCAUACCAAUGACAACAUAAUUAAAUUAAGUAAAAUUAAGAGUAACCUUAAUGCAGCUGAUUCCAUUCUUUGCAAAUUUUGCCAACAGAAGUUAGGAAAUAUACAAGAUGUUACUUGUACUAUUAACUUCCAGAAAUUUAUCACUCUGGAAGAUGAAGGUUUAUGCAUUGAAGGUGGCUACUUCUGUCAUCCAACUACAAAAAGCGUUGGGGACUCUGCUACUAACUCUGUAAAUACGCAGACUUUUCCAGUUAAUUUCGAUUUGGCCUCUCCAUCUAGCUGUUUGUUUACUGGUUUAGAACUAAUGAUAGACCGUUCGUUGGUUGAACCAAAGUCCAUACAAUCCAAAGGAAACGAUUUCUUUCAUUGUUCUAGUUGCUUGAUGGCUUUGGGGAAAAAAGUCUUGUAUGGCUCUCAAGAGUACUUUGUAUUUUGGGCUAAUUGUUUAAGUUUGCUAAUUAGAGAAAAUGAUAUUGAUGGUGAUUUUAUUGGUUACAUUGAAAAGCCGUUAAUAGCUGAUGAAAUGGAAUUUUAUGGUCUUCUAGUUGAUAAUUUAAUAAGAAAUACUCAAUAUCGUGUUAUUUUAUCAGCUAUCACGUGGGAUGGACUUUUAGACUUUAUGUUACUCUGGUUACCUGACCAAAAAUUAAGAUUAUAUACAACUGCUUUACAAGAUUGUACUUCACCUACAAUUGAUGUUAAUGAGAGUUCAUUAGGAAAGGAUGAACAAAAUACUGUACAUUCUGUGAAAAUUGAACCGAUUGCUUGUCGUCGUGUAUUUUAUCAACAACUUUUACCAAAUAGUAAUUGUUCAUUGAAUACAGCACAGUUGGUUGAUUCAUGGCGGAAAGAUUUCGGAGUCACAUUAAUUCAUAUGCCGUGGGAAACAUGCAUUGGAUUCUCAGCAUGCCUAAGUCAGUUUUCUUCAAGAAUAGCACCACAUACACGAAAAUUAGAUGGACCGAUGAUGGGAUUCAUGGUAAGUUUUCAUAUUAAGUGAUAUUAAGAGCGAUCGGUCGCCAAAUGGUUCAUUGAUUUGACCUUUUGUUUAAUGUGUAAUUUAGUUUGAGAUAGGUCGAUGAAGUCAAACAAGGGCUUCACGUUAACGUCUACAUUCAUUGAAGAAAUGUAAUUUGAGAAUAUUAAAGAAAUUUCAAGUUGUCCCGUAUUGAGUAAAUUUUUGUAAUAGUGAUCAUGUAUUUACGCUUUUGCUAUGAGGAGCGUGUAUGAAACUUCUCUGUUCGUAAUAUAUAUACUUCAAGUCAUCUUCUUUAAAGAUAAAUACGAAAAGCGAUGUACACAAAAGAAAGCAAGGGAACAUUCUUUUUCCAUUAAAUAAAUUAUCACUAAAGUUUGUUCCGUUUUUUCUUAUUUUUAGUCGGGUGCCGUUCCAUUGAUACACUUACCUAACGAUUUGGCGUAAUGUAAUUACUCGGAACAUGAUAAUUCUAUUUAAAUGAUAGACUGUCAACGUGAUUUUCUACAGAUGAGGUAUCAGAAAAGAAACUCACAUACUUUGUUAUUUCUUGUGAGGGAGACAAACAGAAUGUAUUUUGUACGCCCUAGUUUCAAACAUAUUGUCAAUUAAGCUUGUAUGUUUUUUUACUAUACUCUUUAAUGAAUGGUCAUACUUUUCUGGGAACCAAAUAACUUAACUGUCAUCUAAGGCUUUUGCAGUUUGUCCAUUUAAACAAGAUUGACUACAGAAUGUAAGAACUGGAUGCUUUGCUAUGCACAACCUUAAGCAACCAGGCUGAUAUGACCAGUU
Molecule: messenger RNA, 2302 nt
Organism: Schistosoma rodhaini
Lineage: Eukaryota; Metazoa; Platyhelminthes; Trematoda; Strigeidida; Schistosomatidae
Source: the annotation of a GenBank genome assembly